UAGCCUACAUUUGACUUUUAAUUGAAUUGUUGGCCUGGUGUGUGUUUUUAUAAGCCCAGUUAAUUACGACAAUAAAUUAGGUAUUUAUUAAACUGUUAGUAACCUACAUUUUAUUUGCCAAAUGAGGUCGUGAGAGAUAUCAGAAGGCGCUUUUCAAGUAAGUCAAUUCAAGUAAAGGAGGUGAAGUCAUCCUUUCACACCGCGUGUUGAGAGUGUCUUUGAACAUUAAGCGGCGCUGUAACCAAGCAACAUUUUCCGUCAAGCUUAAAUCCCCGGAGUGAGAGAGCUAGAGAGGGAAAGAGAGAGAGAGGGACUGGGAGGAAGAGCUCUUCCCUCUUCCUCUCUCGGUGUUCGUGCCGUACACAGCGGACCCUCUCCCCUGUCUUCUCCCCGCGCGCUCACCCUACAGGCGGCGGCAGGUGUGUGUGUGUGUGCGUGCGUGCGCAUGUGUAUGCGUGCAUGUCCGCCGAAGCUUUUUCCACUUUGCCCACGCUUGGCGGAGACAUUUGGAUGUCUCGGCGCUAACUCGCACCGUGAGCAGCCCGGUCGCAGCCCGAGGAUGCUGCAGUGAUCGACAGCAGAGCCGCUUCUCCGCCCGGAUCUCGCGCUCAGCUGUUGCUCCAGAGGGGGGUGGAAGAGUCGCAAGCAACAGAAGGAAGAAAAAACGGCACACAAAAAGCCUCAACCAUGCGAAGGACUUUCUCCCGGUAGCCGUUUUCCACUUCAAUUUGACCGGGGGAGCGGAUGCGAGCAGAGGUCGUCCACGAGCCUCUCGUCUAUUUUCUGCCCCUUUUCGUCGGAGGAGCUGUGCCAAAUGGAGAAGGCGACUCCGCCGCCGCCCCCCCAGCCGCAGCUCCAGCUGUCGAUAGCGAAGGCUGAAAGUCCGGCGGAGGACAUCUCCGGCGUAGCCGACGAGGAGCUGCUCAAGUGGACCAAGGAGGAUCUGGUGCGGCGGCUGAGGCGAUCCGAGGCCGACAAGAUGAGCGUGAUUCUGGACCACGGGAAUCUCAUCCGAGAGGUCAAUCGCAGCCUCCAGCUGCACUUGAACGAGAUCAGGGGGCUGAAGGAUAUUAAUCAGAAGCUGCAGGAGGACAACCGUGAGCUGCGGGACUUGUGCUGCUUCCUGGAUGACGACCGACAGAAAGGCAAGCGUGUAUCCAGGGAGUGGCAGCGCUUGGGACGUUACAGUGCCAGCAUCAUGCGCAAAGAGGUGGCCCUCUACCUCCAGAAACUGAAGGAGCUGGAGCUCCGACAGGAAGAGGUAAUCCGGGAGAACCUGGAGCUGAAGGAGCUCUGCCUACUGCUGGACGAGGAGAAAGGGGUGGUAGCAGGAGGAGGUGGAGGAGGAGGAGGGAGUGCCGGGCUGGGAGGGUGCCGCAACUCCAUAGACAGCCAGAGUAGUUUGCUACUGGUGCCCGGGCAGGGCCUCCUGCUGAGAGAUGUCGGAGACGGAAGCAGCACCUCCAGCGCAGGGAGCAUUGACAGCUCCGAUCACCCUCAACAUAAGCAGCCUCACUUGGCUCCGGGGGUGUGCGGGGUUGGUGGCGGCGGGGAAAAAGGGAGCCCCGAGCUUGUGCACAAACCCAGGUGCAGCAGCAUCAGUGGAAUAGGAGGUAUAAGUGGGGGUGGUAGGGAGGUUCCCAGCCCUGAGCACCCUGCUGGGCGCCACCGGAGUACAAGCCUGGAGUACCCAUACACGCUGCCCCAGCUAUCCCGGCCGCGCUGCGGCUCCAUAUCCGUGCCUGACCACAGUCGAGCCAUGAGGGGCCUCAGCCCGGAGAAAUACGGGAGGAACGUGGGCCGGCGCAGUCCGGAGCAGCACCCCAAGCACCACAGCUCCGAUCUCCUCCUGGGCCAGAGGCAGCACUUCCUGGGUCAGGGAGGCAGCGGGGAGCUCUACCAGAGGCACCACAGGAGCAGCAUCAGCAGUUUGGGCUGCGGGAGCCCCGAGUCCCGGCAGGCUCAUUUAGGGGCCUCUGAGCACCAUGAAAAAGGCUGCGUGUUCACAGGAGGAAGCCCUGAAACUCAGAGGCACCAGUACAGCUUGAGCCCUGACCAUGUGAAGUUUGGCAGCCCUGUGAGAGACGGGCAGAGGAGGCCCGCAGGAGACGAGCUGUCGCCACACCAUCGCGGCAUCUACAACGGCAUGAAUGCUUUGAUAUCAGCCGGCUGCUGCACCAACAACUGCAGAAAUGUCAAGCUAUGGGACAGCUUUGAUGCCUCCUCUUGACCCCAGCUCCCCUCAAGCGGAGCAGAGGUCACAGUGGUAAAGCCCUCCUCUGGCCUUCAUGGACACGAGAGCCCCUGGAUGCCAUCUUCUCCGACUCCGGAUGGCCUGCCGUCCACGGCUCCUUCCACGUCCAUAGCCCUGAAACAGCCCGCCUCCAUGUUAUCAUUUCUACAUAUCGAGAGUUUAUGAGGAGAGGGGGUUUUGGGGAAGGAUGCUAUUAGCACGGAUGGAAAAUCUCGCAAAGACUGCCACAGCUCAAUGGAUUAGAGCGGAUAUCUCUCCCUUCCGACUGUGACACAGCUACGUCCCAGAGACACGGAGGGACGCUGGAGAUCAGUGAGAGAAGAUAGAGGACUCUUUAGUAUUUGUGGCUGCUAUCCUCUGUUUACAAAUGUUCACCAUUGGCGGAGAAGCACAUGAAUUAACAUUUCUAUCUUAACCUUUAUUUGUCCGCUGCUCCCUGUCUAACCUCUUCCUCCCUCGUCCCCUUCAUCUUCAAAUACCCCUUAUCUUCAGUGUGUAAUGAGACUGGUGUAAUCUAAUGUUUUGUCUCUCCAAUCCAGCUGCUCACAUGGUUGCCAUUUUCUUCAAUGUUUUCAGACGUUUCAGCUGAAUUUAAAAAACAAACAAAAAGCAUAUUUGUCAAAGAUGUUCUAGCAAAGUAAAAAGAAACCUCUUCCUGUGUCUUAAACCGAGAUGGGCAUCAUUACAAGCUGCUGACAGAUGUUCUAGUUCUAUAAGAUGCAAAUGUUCAGGUGUAAUCUUUCUUUUUUGUAUCAUCUUCUUUGCUCUCUUAAAGCGCCUAUAUUGAAGCUGGGGAGAAGAUUAUAUGUUUCUCCAUGUGUUUUUUUUACAAGGAAGUAAAGUCCAAGUAAAAAGUAGAUUAUUGGAAUAGUUUUCUAUAUAUCUAUAUAUAAAUAUAUUAUAAUUAUUAUUUUUGACUUACUGGUGUUAGAACUAUUAUAUGAAGAUGCAUAUGAUAUAUAACCAAUAAUAAACAUAACUUCUUUAUGUAAAAGUGCAUUGCUUGUUCAGGUUUUAUUUUGGUUUGCUGUAUAAUGACUCAGGCAAGAGUGUGCUGACCUUUACAGCCAAAUGUCAUAUUAGACACAUUUGUUAAUGCCGAUUAUAGGUUAGGAAAGUCACAUACACCAGGAAUGAAUAUAAAGGAUCAGAGCUAGCUGUUUCUCAGUUAUUUGGCGCAAACCCAUAUGGUUCAAUAAUGAUUAUAAUGCCAGAAGGGCAUCCUAACUGUCGCACAUUAAACAUCCUACGUCGCCUUUUCCCAUCCUGUCGGUUUUGAGACAAUGGGGUCAAACUGGGAGGAAUUUCCUGUUAAGUCACUGGAGCUGUAACAAGCAGAUCCCCUUCCUCUGCACCCGUCGCCUUUCCUCACAUCCUGACGCCUCAAUCCAGUUGUGCUACAACAUCUGCUACACUGCUAAGGAUUUCUGACACCUAUAUAUGUGUGGGGGGGUGCUUUUAUGAUUUGAUUAAAGGGUAAAGCUGAAGAUGUAACAAUGAUGUGGACCAUCUCUUGAAAACUUACUGUCCAUGGCUCUAUUUCUACUAAAAAGGUACAACUUUAAAAGCUGGUCACGAAAAUAAAGUUUCAUCAAAUGAAUUAAAUUUCCUGAACUUAGCAGUGAGUUUUUUAACGAAUGCAGUCAAGGAGAACUAAACACAGCAUUUCUCUAACAUUUUGCAGCCGGAAAUUAACAAACGUUUGGUGCUCUUUUG
Molecule: messenger RNA, 3970 nt
Organism: Pungitius pungitius (ninespine stickleback)
Lineage: Eukaryota; Metazoa; Chordata; Actinopteri; Perciformes; Gasterosteidae
Gene: ccdc85al
Product: coiled-coil domain containing 85A, like
Exons: 4
Coding region: 815-2230 (471 amino acids)
Source: RefSeq, a predicted model, not a curated record